This is a messenger RNA of Cantharellus anzutake, 6116 nucleotides long. RefSeq names its product DNA-directed RNA polymerase II subunit RPB1. Gene Ontology annotation, biological process: transcription by RNA polymerase II. Bases 345 to 6002 code for a protein of 1885 amino acids. The transcript has 19 exons. NCBI's taxonomy places the organism in Eukaryota, Fungi, Basidiomycota, Agaricomycetes, Cantharellales, Hydnaceae. Gene Ontology annotation, cellular component: RNA polymerase II, core complex. The record is from RefSeq and is a predicted model, not a curated record. Gene Ontology annotation, molecular function: DNA binding.
CUCAUCCUUCAGCGCACAACUCGACUUCCACGGUGUCCUGUACUAGCCAGUACUUCUCCUGCGCGCUCUCUCACGCUGCGCUUUGUCUCUGGCAGCUUUUCUUCCCGCUUGUCUGAACAUUCCUUCCAGUGGCAAAAAAAUUCGUUGAGCAACCGCUCCCGCUAACGACGAGUUCGAGUCGUGUCUACACGCAUUGAAACAAGGUGCUUGGGGCUCUUGAAGAUUUCAGGCGUCCUCUCUUCCUUUAAUAUCGGUAUUCUUUUUGUGGAGUGUCUCGCGCGUCACCUCUACACACGAAACGGUCUCACUGUUGUUUGGCAUCUAAUUCUCACUAAUCAUCCAUCAUGCUCGGCCACGCCUUUGCAUACUCCUCGGCGCCAAUCAAAACGGUGCGAGAGGUUCAGUUUGGUGUUUUGUCUCCAGAAGAAAUCAAAGCGCAUUCUGUGGCAAAAAUUGAGUUCCCGGAGGUCAUGGAUGAAACUGGGCAGAAAGUCAAGCAGGGCGGGUUGAUGGAUCCUAGAAUGGGAACAAUAGAUCGCAAUUUCAAGUGUCAGACAUGUGGAGAGGGGAUGUCGGAGUGUCCUGGUCAUUUUGGCCACAUCGAACUUGCUCGGCCUGUAUUUCAUAUAGGCUUCCUUGUCAAAAUUAAGAAAAUUCUGGAAUGUAUUUGUGUGCAGUGCGGGAGAUUGAAGAUUGAUUCUGGAUCCUCCAGCCUCGUGCAGAUUGUCGUUUCGCUUCGGAGCUUGUUCCCGCCUGUUCAACAACCGGAUCGCUUGAUUGCGGUUUUGGGCGGUGAGGACUAUCGAAGCUGCCGUCGUCGUUGCACGUCUGCCGUGGUGAAAAGGGGAGCAGGAGAGGAGCGACUAAGAAUUUAUUAUGUCUGGCGUGGUUCACUUGCGCCAUCCUCGGAUCAUGCUUUCAUUGAACGUCUCAAACAUAUACGUGAUGUCAAGGUUCGAAUGGCAAAGGUCCACGACCACUGCAAGGGCAAGAUGAUUUGUGACGCCACCGAGCCGGAGCUUGACGGUGAUGGCCAGCCUUUGCCAGUUCUGGAUGCGUUAACAAAGAUUGGUUGUGGUCACGUUCAACCCUCGAUUCGUAAAGAAGGCUUGAAAUUAUUUAUGGUUUAUAAGAAGUCAAAAGAUGAGGAUGAGCAGGACAUGCGAUUGGCCUUGCCAGACAAGCGCCUGUUCACGGCCUUGGAGGUCUACAACAACUUGCGCAAGAUAUCCGAUGAACAUCUUGAGCUUAUGGGGUUAUCUGUGGAAUAUGCUCGACCUGAAUGGAUGAUACUUACUGUCUUACCCGUUCCACCGCCACCAGUCCGCCCGAGCAUCUCAGUGGAUGGUGGUACCAUGCGGAGCGAGGAUGAUCUCACAUUCAAACUAGGGGAUAUUCUGAAGGCCAAUGCAAAUGUCCGGCGAUGUGAACAGGAAGGGGCUCCUGCUCACGUUAUCUCCGAAUUUGAGCAAUUGCUUCAGUUCCAUGUGGCGACGUACAUGGACAAUGACAUUGCUGGUAUCCCUCAGGCCAUGCAAAAGUCUGGGAGACCAGUUAAGGCAAUACGGUCUCGCCUCAAAGGUAAAGAGGGCCGUUUAAGAGGGAACCUCAUGGGCAAGCGAGUGGACUUUUCAUCCCGAACGGUCAUUACUGGUGACCCAAACAUUAUGCUUGAUGAGGUUGGAGUACCAAAAAGUGUUGCUAUGACGCUCACUUAUCCGGAGAGAGUCACCCCAUACAAUAUAGAACAGCUCCAAGAGCUGGUUCGCAACGGUCCCCGGGAGUAUCCUGGCGCUCGCUAUGUCGUUCGAGAUACUGGCGAACGGAUAGACCUCCGGUAUAAUAAGCGUACGGACGCCUUCCUGCAGUAUGGCUGGAUCGUUGAACGGCAUCUCCGAGAUGGAGACUAUGUGCUUUUCAAUAGACAGCCUAGUCUGCACAAAAUGAGUAUGAUGAGCCACCGAGUCAAACUUAUGCCUUACUCGACUUUCCGUCUGAAUCUUUCUGUGACACCCCCCUACAAUGCUGACUUUGAUGGUGACGAGAUGAACAUGCAUGUGCCACAAAGCGAGGAAACACGAGCAGAACUGAGCCAAAUUGCAUGGGUCCCCCGACAAAUCAUUUCCCCUCAAGCUAACAAGCCAGUAAUGGGUAUUGUCCAGGACACGCUGUGUGGGAUCCGAAAGUUCACGUUACGUGACACUUUCCUUGACUGGGCAGCUGUUCAAAACAUUCUGAUGUGGGUGCCCGACUGGGAUGGCACUCUCCCUAUACCCGCUAUCCUUACCCCUAAGCCGCUGUGGACGGGCAAGCAAAUCCUUAGCAUGGCCAUUCCCAACGGUAUCAACAUCAUACGAUUACCUGAAAAUGGAUCGUCCAAUCCUGUUGACGACGAUGGCAUGUUGAUCGAGAACGGCGAGAUCAUCUACGGUGUCAUUGACAAAAAAACCGUUGGUGCCACACAGGGUGGCCUGGUUCACGUCGUUUUUCGAGAAAAAGGACCGGAAAUCUGUCGUGGUCUAUUUAGCGGCUUGCAGAUGAUUGUCAACUACUGGCUAUUUCAUAACGGUUUCUCGAUCGGCAUCGGUGACACUAUUGCCGAUGAGAAGACCAUGGACCAUAUCACUCAUCGAAUUGCGACGGCCAAGGCGAAAGUGUAUAAACUCAUUGAGCAAGGCCAACGAGACCAGAUCAAACCUAAACCGGGAAUGACGAUUCGGGAGUCCUUCGAAAGCGAAGUCAACCAGGAGCUGAAUAAAUGCCGUGACGACGCCGGUCGGCACGCCGAGAAGAGCUUGAAAAGCGAUAAUAAUGUCAAGCAAAUGGUGGUCGCGGGCUCGAAAGGCUCUUUCAUCAAUAUUUCGCAAAUGUCUGCUUGCGUUGGACAACAAAGUGUUGAAGGAAAGCGAAUACCUUUUGGUUUCAGGCAUCGAACACUCCCGCAUUUUGCCAAGGAUGACUAUUCUCCCGAAGCACGCGGAUUUGUUGAAAACUCCUACCUGCGAGGGUUGACGCCUCAGGAAUUCUUCUUCCAUGCCAUGGCUGGGCGCGAGGGCCUUAUCGAUACAGCGGUUAAGACCGCUGAAACAGGAUACAUCCAGCGACGUCUUGUGAAAGCCCUCGAAGAUGUGUCCGUCUGCUACGAUGGUACCGUCCGUAAUUCCCUAGGUGAUAUCAUUCAGUUCACUUAUGGUGAAGAUGGUAUGGAUGGAGCUUUCAUCGAGCGCCAGCGAGUAGAGACAUAUCACUUGUCACACUCUGCUUUCUUCCGCAAGUUCCGCGUAGAUAUUAUUGGUGAGGACGAGAACGCGGCAUUCAGGUCAGGGGUUCUUCAAAUUGGCCUGGACACAGGAAGUCCCGAGCUACAGCGGGAGUUGGACGCUGAGUGGGAGCAACUCCAAGCCGAUCGCACACUCCUUCGUGAUUUUAUAUUCCGGAACACAGAUCCCACACGCCCACAUUAUCUUCCGGUCAACCUCCGUCGCAUCAUCCAGAAUUCCCAGCAAAUUUUCCACAUCGACCGUCGAAAGGCCACCGAUUUGGAUCCCAUCCAUGUUAUCCGCGAGGUUCGCGCACUUUCCGAAAGACUUAUUGUUGUGCGUGGUGCCGGGGAAAUUGUCGAGGACAUGCAGAAGAACGCAACCCUGCUGUUCCUUAUGCACUUCAGAUCAAGUCUCGCAUGUCGUCCAGUGAUUGAAGAGUACCAUCUAACUCGGGAAGCUUUCGAUUGGGUUAUUGGUGAAAUCGAGACCAAGUUUAAUCAAGCACUGGUCAAUCCGGGAGAGAUGUGCGGCACAUUGGCGGCACAGUCUAUUGGAGAGCCCGCCACCCAGAUGACCCUAAACACAUUCCAUUACGCGGGUGUGUCUAGUAAGAAUGUGACGCUUGGUGUUCCCCGGUUGAAGGAGAUCAUUAACGUGGCUACCAACAUUAAAACACCUUCGCUCACCGUGUACCUUGAGCCCCAAAUUGCUCGCGACACCCGACGCGCGAAAGAUAUCCAGACUGAACUCGCUCAUACAACUCUCCGAACCGUAACGGCGUCGACUGAGAUUAUUUUCGAUCCCGACCCGUCAACCACCGUCAUCGAAGAGGACGCGGAUUUCGUUGAUGCGUUCUUCGCGAUCCCUGACCAGGAAGUGGCAGACAAUCUUCAUCGCCAGUCUCCAUGGUUGCUGCGUCUGGAGCUAGACCGCGCCAAGAUGCUCGAUAAAAAGCUUGAAAUGGCAUAUGUGGCAAGUUGCAUUGCGGAUGCCUUUUCCACAGACCUCUUCGUCAUCUGGAGCGAAGACAACGCGGAGAAACUUGUCAUUCGUUGCCGGAGUCUCUCUUCCGCCACCGACAAAGACGAGGAAGGUGAUAUUCAGAUCGAAGAGGAUGUCUUCCUUCGCCAAAUCGAGAAUACUAUGCUGAACAGCAUCAGUCUUCGUGGUGUGGAAAACAUUCGUCGAGUCUUCAUGGUCGAACAUGACAGGGUUACUGUUAAGUCCAGUGGAGAAUUUGCAAGCAACAGAGAUGCUGAGAAAGAGUGGGUGUUAGAGACGGAUGGCGUCAACCUGACAAAGGUGAUGUGCGUGGACGGUGUUGAUUUCACUCGGACAUACUCCAACAACUGUGUCGAAAUCUUUGAAACCCUUGGAAUCGAAGCUGCGCGUGCCGCACUCCUCCGCGAGCUCCGAGGUGUCAUCGAAUUCGACGGUUCCUAUGUCAAUUACCGUCACCUGUCAUUACUCUGCGAUCUCAUGACAAACCGCGGACGACUUAUGGCCAUCACGCGGCAUGGUAUAAAUCGAGCCGACACCGGCGCUCUCAUGCGUUGUUCUUUCGAGGAAACUGUAGAAAUCCUCGCAGAGGCAGCAAUGAUCGGGGAGAAGGAUGAUUGCCAUGGAAUAGCCGAGAAUGUCUUAUUUGGACAAAUGGCGCCUAUGGGCACUGGCUCAUUUGACGUUGCCCUCGAUAUGGGCAUGUUGAAAGAUGUGAUUGUGGACAGCCGUCUUCCGGUUCAGAACAUGAUGGCAGCUCAUGCUUCGGAAGGCGCUGCAACACCAGGUGGGAUGACACCCUACGAUUCUAGUUCGCCAAUGUACGAAGAGGCUUUCAAGGGGGAUGCGGUGGCAUUCUCCCCGUUGGCGCAAAGCGGUGGCGACGACUCAUCCGGGUUUGCUUCAUACCUGCCUGGAUUUGGUCAAAGCCCUUUCGGCGCUGGGAGCGGAGGAACUUCACCGAUGGGCCCGCAAUACAGCCCCAGUUCCCCAGGCCACUACUCACCCACUUCGCCGUACCAACCUACAUCGCCCUUCGGAGCGGCUGCCACAUCUCCGUUCGCGACUUCACCAUUUGCAACUUCUCCGUUUUACGAUCGAUCACGCGGAGGUGCAACUUCUCCUACCUACUCGCCGACUUCUCCUAUGCUUAAUCUGUCAUCUUCCAAUUUCUCCCCUACGAGUCCGCGUUAUUCUCCUACUUCCCCGUCUUUUUCGCCAACGUCACCUCGAUACAGCCCGCAGUCACCUUCGUUCAGUCCUACCUCCCCUCGUUACUCACCCACAAGUCCUUCUUUCAGCCCCACCUCGCCGCGCUACUCUCCCACAAGCCCUUCAUUCAGUCCCGCUUCCCCUCGUUAUUCUCCCACUUCACCCGCAUCGGGCUCACCGAUGUCGCCAAAGUACUCUCCUACAUCUCCUGCCUCUCCGGUCUCUCCGAGAUAUUCCCCUUCCUCCCCUCAUUAUUCACCAACCUGUAAGUGCCACCUGAUGCUCAGACUGAAAUGGUUGCUGAUGCUCUUUGUGCAGCUCCUGUAUACUCUCCUGCCUCACCCGCUUAUAGUCCUACAUCCCCCCAGUGGAGCCCAUCUAGUCCCAUUCAUUACUCGCAACAGGGUAAGAACGGACAGCCCAAUGGCAACGGGACGUACAACCCAACGCCCAGUUGGACGUAAGGGCCAUGAAAUGGCGAUGUUUGAUCCCCUGAUUGUGGGACUAUAUCGGACAACGCUUGUUUAAUUAACAAAUUUUUGUCUUAUUUUCCUGCAUACCUCAUUACAUCAAUACGAUUCUGUAGAGUACACUUUAUUCAUCAAUCAAUUACAGCCGAAGUCUGGUCGUGAUGGGGCCCAC